ACAAAGCGCAUUGUCGACCAAACGCGUUUGCGCGCGCAGCUUUUUUGCGCAGUGGGUGAUAUGGCUGUUGUGAGUGGCGCGGCAGUGGCGCAUGCACUGGCACGCAAGCACAACGUACACGUGUCCGUGGCCUUUGCAGCCGCCAACACACAGCAUGCGUCGUCGGUGGAUGCUGCCGUGGAAGCAGUGUAUGAGUCGUGGCUGAGGUCGGAUAUCCACGGCACCGUGGAUGCGGGUUCCUUGCACGCAGCUGCAACGCUUCCAACCUUGCCGGAAACGGGCAAAUCGGCGCUUCCGCACGACUUUACCUUGCAGGUGGACUCCAUUCUGGACGUUGGGGAGAGCGCAUAUUCACAGCUGUCCGAGUGCCGCAAGCGUGCCGGGUUUGCGUCGCGUGGCGCAGACACCGCACUGCCAGGAGAUCAGCAGGAUGAGGACGACGGCGCCAUGGGUGCGUCGCAAGCGACACAAGCAGCGACACAAGCAGCAACACAAGCAGCGACGCAGCGCCGGCGCACGGGAAAGCAGCUGCUGAAGAUUAAGCUAACCAACGGCGUGCAGUCGAUCGUUGGCAUGGAGCUGAAGCCCUUGCCCUUUCUGCACAGGGAAGCGACACCUGGCACCAAGGUGCUCGUCAAGCGGGGCACGCGCAGCAUGCGCGGGCUGCUCCUGCUCACACCAGACACGUGCCGGCUGCUGGGGGGCGGGGUGCCGGCGCUCAUCCCAGAGAAGGGGCACGCAGCCAUCCUGCACAAGUGCUUUGGUCUCGAUCCAGCCACAGGCGCCGCCAUGGAGGAGGCCGACAACAGCAAUGACGACGGCGACGGCGACGGUGGCGGUACUGCUGCUCCAGCACCACCUCCACAACAUCAGCAACAACAAGAGCAACAACAGCAGCAACAGCCACGGACUUCAAUGUCAAAGCGAUCAAAGCGAACACCCUCACCUUCCAAGCGACGAAAGGCCGCCAGCAAGACAACAACAGCAGCGUCGUCGACCACAUCAUCCCGUGCAGCGGCACGCCGACGACCGUCCCUCAAGCGCAACACCACCAGUACAACCAGCGCGGACAGUACAACUAGCGCAGCGAGGGCACGAACGACGCCAAGGACGAUGGUGGGGACGCCAAACACAACGCUGAGCACGAGCAUGAGCAGCACGGACGUGUCUGUGGUUGAGAUUGAUGACGACGAUGACGACGACGACUUUGAGGCGGCGCUUGUUGGGAAUCUGGAGGCGUUUGAGCAGAUGAAGGGCGAGGAGCAACACGACAGCAGAGGGGCAGGGCGGAAUGGCGGUAAGGGUGACGCAAUGAAGAAGACACGUGCGCCGCCACCGCAACAUGCAACAGCGGCAGCAUCGACAGCGCCAAGAACAGCUGCUGCUGCAGUAGCACCUGCGAUGAGAACGGGGAGCGAGGGGAAGAAAAGGGCCGGCAGCGCGAAGCGUGAAGUGAAACGUGAAGCGUCGAUGACGAAACAGGAGGCUGCACCAGCUGCGCAGAGAACAACCACAGGUGCUGGUGAUCAACAGUGGAUCAAGGGGGAGGUGACGACGUUUGGCGAAGGACUGAAGAUCAAAGACGGGCAGUGGACCCUCGUUGUCUCCGUUCGUCCAGAGAGCGGCAAUUCGUUUGUGGCGCCCGUCGCAACAGAGUUUCUGGAGCGCUCCAUCGGACUCGAUGUCCGGCAGUUUAAGGCCAAACGAAAGGAAUCCAAGAGCAACCCGGCCCUCCGAUCCGCGCUGCUUGAGCGGCUGUCGAAGGUUGAGCGGGCGAUGAUGUCCAAGACGUCAUCGUUCCGCAUUGCAUCACGCGCUGAUGGUUCACACAUUGUCAUCGACCACGCCCCUUAGCAGCAGCACAACGCAACAUGCCUCCUCCUGCUGCUCCUGCUGUUGUUGAUGUCCACAUUGUUUAAUCGACCUGAUGAACGUUGCACGUCGACUGCAUUCGCACUACGUUAUUCUGUGUGUAUUUUUUUUUUUGCGCCACCGCGGCCCUGUAUUGCCUCGGAUCCCACCUUCGCGUGCACACACGCUUGCUUGAGCUGCUGCUUGCUGUUACUUUCAUGUAUUGCGAGCACGACUGCACUCGUCGCGCGCAUACAGUACGAACAUCACAGAGGAAGCACAACUGCCAGGCCAACAACGCAGCAGGAACACACACGACACACACACACACACACACAAGCAAAGCUGCAAGCACGAAUACGCGCAUACACAUGUGCACAACAACCAAUCUCAUCAUCAUCAUAACAUGCAGUUGCCCACACACUUGUCGCCUGAGUAUCAACUCACCAGUAAAACACAAUCGCACCACGAUUCUCAACAUCAAACCCAGCCCACUCGCGUGUGUAUG
Salpingoeca rosetta is the source of this 2359-nucleotide messenger RNA. RefSeq lists its product as uncharacterized. The transcript has 7 exons. The coding region runs from base 61 to 1854 and encodes 597 amino acids. The record is from RefSeq and is a predicted model, not a curated record. Gene Ontology annotation, biological process: double-strand break repair via homologous recombination; resolution of meiotic recombination intermediates. Gene Ontology annotation, cellular component: nuclear body; RecQ family helicase-topoisomerase III complex. NCBI's taxonomy places the organism in Eukaryota, Choanoflagellata, Craspedida, Salpingoecidae.